Rattus rattus (black rat) is the source of this 3708-nucleotide messenger RNA. It is a transcript of the gene Ablim2, whose product is annotated as actin binding LIM protein family member 2. The record is from RefSeq and is a predicted model, not a curated record. Gene Ontology annotation, cellular component: actin cytoskeleton. The transcript has 22 exons. Gene Ontology annotation, biological process: cytoskeleton organization; lamellipodium assembly. Gene Ontology annotation, molecular function: actin filament binding. NCBI's taxonomy places the organism in Eukaryota, Metazoa, Chordata, Mammalia, Rodentia, Muridae. Bases 154 to 2148 code for a protein of 664 amino acids.
GCCCCGAUCUGCGGUGGCGCUGCGGGCAGCGGGUACUGUGUGCGCCGAGCCGCUGGCCUCAAGCGUGCGGAGGAUCGUGCCAGCGCCGCACCUGCCGGCCCGGUCCUCGGGCUGUCGCAGCACGGGACCACCCUACUGGGAGCUGCCGCUGACAUGAGUGCAGUGUCGCAGCCCCAGGCUGCUCAUGCCCCACUGGAGAAGCCGGCCAGCACUGCGAUCCUGUGUAAUACCUGUGGGAAUGUGUGCAAGGGAGAGGUGCUGCGGGUGCAGAACAAGUACUUCCACAUUAGGUGCUUUGUGUGCAAAGCAUGCGGCUGUGACCUGGCUGAGGGUGGCUUCUUCGUGAGGCAGGGUGAGCACAUUUGCACACGUGACUACCAGCGGCUCUAUGGGACUCGCUGCUUCAGCUGUGACUGCUUCAUUGAAGGGGAAGUGGUGUCAGCGCUUGGGAAGACCUACCACCCUGACUGCUUCGUAUGCGCUGUCUGCAGGCUGCCUUUUCCUCCUGGGGACCGUGUGACCUUCAAUGGGAAGGAUUGUAUGUGCCAGAAGUGUUCUCCACCCACAUUGGUGGGCAACAGUGCCCAGGUGGCCCAGGGCCUCCGGAGUUGUGGGGGCUGUGGCUUAGAAAUCAAGAAUGGCCAGGCCCUGGUGGCUUUGGACAAGCACUGGCACCUGGGAUGCUUCAAGUGCAAGACUUGUGGGAAACUCCUCAAUGCAGAGUACAUCAGCAAGGACGGGCUGCCCUACUGUGAGGCUGAUUAUCACACCAAGUUUGGCAUCCGCUGCGAUGGCUGUGAGAAGUACAUCACUGGUCGGGUGCUGGAGGCUGGAGAGAAGCACUACCACCCUUCAUGUGCGCUAUGCGUCAGGUGCGGCCAGAUGUUCUCAGAGGGCGAGGAGAUGUACCUGCAAGGUUCCUCCAUCUGGCAUCCAGCAUGUCGGCAAGCAGCCAGGACUGAAGACAAGAGCAAGAUGCACAGCUCUGUUUGCAGUCAGCCCUGCCCGGGCACCCUGCCCUGUGCCUUACAGGAAACCAGGACUUCCUCAGAGAGCAUUGUCUCUGUGCCUGCCUCCAGCACAUCUGGGUCCCCAAGCCGUGUGAUCUACGCAAAGCUUGGUGAUGAGAUCCUGGACUACAGGGAUUUGGCUGCUCUUCCCAAAAACAAAGCGAUCUACAACAUCGACCGCCCCGACAUGAUCUCCUAUUCGCCCUACAUUAGCCACUCGGCCGUGGGGGACAGGCAGAGCUAUGGCGAGGGGGAUCAGGAUGAUCGGUCCUACAAGCAGUGCAGGACCUCCAGCCCCAGCUCUGCUGGCUCGGUCAGCCUUGGACACUACACACCAACCUCACGAUCACCCCAGCACUACAGUCGUCCAGCUGGUACUGUGAGUGUUGGUACCAGUAGCUGUCUGUCCCUGUCCCAACACCCAAGCCCUACAUCCGUGUUCAGACAUCAUUACAUCCCCUACUUCCGAGGCAGCGAAAGCGGCCGUAGCACUCCGAGUCUCUCAGUGCACUCCGACAGCAGGCCUCCUUCCUCUACCUAUCAGCAGGCUCCGAGACACUUCCACGUCCCAGACACUGGCGUAAAAGAUAACAUCUAUAGGAAACCCCCUAUCUACAAACAGCACGCCGCCAGGCGAUUGGACGUGGAGGACAGCAGUUUCGACCAGGAUAGCAGGAAGAAGACAACCUGGCUGCUCCUCAAGGGAGAUGCAGACACCAGAACUAACUCUCCGGACCUGGACAGUCAGUCUCUGUCCCUCAGCAGUGGGGCUGAUCAAGAACCUCUCCAAAGGAUGCCAGGGGACAGCCUCUACUCACGCUUCCCUUAUUCCAAACCCGACACUCUCCCAGGACCCAGGAAGGAUGGCCUGGACCUCCGGAAUGCCAACCUGGCCCCUUGUGGAGCAGACCCGGAUGCCAGCUGGGGCACUCGAGAGUAUAAGAUUUAUCCCUAUGAUUCCCUCAUCGUAACAAACCGAAUUCGUGUGAAACUGCCCAAAGAUGUGGACCGGACACGGCUGGAGAGACACCUAUCACCUGAAGAGUUCCAAGAAGUGUUUGGGAUGAGCAUCGAGGAGUUUGACCGCCUGGCCCUGUGGAAGAGGAAUGACCUCAAGAAGAAAGCCUUGCUGUUCUGACAGCUGCCAACGUCUUACCAGGAGCCUGCUGGGGGCGUAGGGCUGAAGGACCCCACUGGCCCCUCCAAAAUCCCCUCCUGCACCUUGCUCUGCUUCUCCGUGUCAGUGGGGCAGACAGGGUGCCUGCAGGAGGCAGGGUGGGGCCAGGUCCUGAGGAGCAUCCAGCAGGCAUGGUCCCUUGUGUAGCAAGGAUGCUCCUGCCUGUAGUUUAGGGCCAUGUGCCAGCUUGACCCACUCCUUCCCGCCACAGCUGGGCAUCGGGGCAGUGUUGCAGCUAUCCUAGGAGAUGGGGCAGAGCAUUCAGCCAGCCCAGCACCUUCCCAGGGCACCUGGUGUGCUCACACCUGUGCUAGGCACUGGGGCACAGAGUGUCUGGGAUGUGAGUGAAAGGCUUGUCAGUGGCAGACCCUGACACAGUAGUAAUGGUAAGUGUGAGACUCCUCAGUGCAUGAGGAGGCAUCGGGCAGACUGGCAGGCUGAGGCAGGGGAGCCAGGCCAGUGUCUGAGAGGCAGUGGGGCUGUGUUUUUUGCAGUUAUUGUGAUGGAUCUUUUCUGGGGAAUGAAUGUCGACCUGACAGGGUGCCCCCCACUAGUGCUGUGCAUUUGUAUUGUGCCCUUCUUCCAGAUCACCCCCUUAGUUGCCUAAAUGAUAUCUUUCAAGUUACACAGAAGUUUUUAUUUUAUUAAAAAGUAUCGCUUCCUUACACAUAAGAAGACAUAUAUGCAGAGUUUAGUUUUACGGUCCCCGAGAAGGGGAGCGCCUCCGCCUUACACCCCCACCAACCCCCGCCCGCCCACCAUGCAGGCCUCUGUGCUUCCAGUCCUCGGCGUUCCUCACAGACAAGAGCCAGUCUGUUUCCCUCCGCCCCUGCUCCUUUGUAUGUGUCACACAGACAGCCUCAAAAACACUGGCUCAGCAGUGCAGUUUGUAAAUACAUGUGAAAUGUAUCCAUCUUUUCCCCUCUCUGUCAUUUUCCCAAGUCCCAAAGAGAAGAGCGCCCCCUGAUGGCCAAAGCCCUAGAAUAAAGGUUUCCCCACUGUGGCCUAGUCUCACAUAAACCUAACCAGUCUUCCCUGGUAAAGACACUCACUGUAGCCCCCACCACACAAAACAUGCAUGCCCAGGAAGCAUGCUGUCACAGGACACGGGCUCUGAAUGCAGCGGCAGAGAUCGACAACUAGAGGUGGUGCCUCCUCCAACCUGGGUGUCCAGAAGUGGGGACUAGCUGGGGCCCUGGUAACAGGUACGGAAGAGCACCCCUGCUGCAGGAUGCGUGGACACUGUGGUCCUGGGUGACUCUAGCUGUCCCCUCCUCUGGGCUGUCCUCACUCUCUCACAUCCUGGGGCAUGCCGGGUGUCAUUUUGUGCUGGGGUUCUCACCAGCCUGGCUGGGCCGUGGAGGGGAACUUUUGGUACUUAAGUCUGCUUCCUGUCACUUAACAGUCUGGACCUGCGCAACUGGAAACCCCCACCUCCUCACUCACAAGGUGUCGCGUCCUAUCUGAUCCCUGGGACACCUGGGAAAAAUAAACGGUGACACACUGUAAAUUGUGAAAGGA